AUGUGUGACAUUGGAGCAGCAAGUGAUGCUGAUUUUGAAGCUGCUGGCACCCUAAACACCAUUCACCAUACUCGAUCGCAAUCCAUCACACGAUCUAGAUCAACUUCAGUCUCACAUUCCGAGACAGGUGCUUCAGCUCAUAUCACACCGGAAAAACCCUUAAUACACUCAUCGGUUUCUUUAGCACCAUCACUUGAAAAAAGCGAAGCAUCACCAAAUAAAUCACGGCCGGUGCUGUUGAUACGCAACCCAUACCUCGCGACGGGUGAUGUAGACAAUACUACAACACAACCCCCAGAAACUAUAGCCAGUAAUGCAAGUUCAGUGAAUGUUUGUUCUGCGCCUGCAACCUCUGUACCCGUGGCUGCUCGCCCACAUACCACCAAAGGAUCUAAAGCCGAGUUUCGUGUUGAAAAGGGCGAUGUCACUGCUUGGACUGGUGGAUCUACCACCACGGGUCAACCAGGUAAAUUCUCUCACCGUCCAUCAUUGACUAAAUCCGGUGCAUCAGGAUUUUUUUCAAAAGGAUCAAAUUCAAGCCUAAAUCGUCGCAGCUCCAGUUUUAUUCAUACCGAAGCGCUCCUGGCUUCUACUGUGGUGAAGGAGGAUAUAACUGGGCAGAAUUUCAAUGCAAAUCCAACUCCACCUGUGCUCCCCCCACGUAAACCUCGUUACGAUUCUGUUCUUGACAGUGCUUGGGAUCAUCAUAAAUCGUUGCGGAAUCCAGAAAAGGAAGCUCAAGAGAGACGCAAGCAGGUCGAGGCGAUUGAAAAGGCCGAAAAAGCACGCAAGGAUGCUAUUUCAGGAAAGGUCAAUCCUAAAGAGGCCAGUGUAGAUCAUAACGGAGAACCAAAACGAUCUAAUUUAGAUGGCGGUGAUUUUGGUGAAACUAGUGAUGUAUCUAAACGCAGAUUGCUAAAUGAGCAAUGGAUAAUGCAGCAACAAUUGGCUGCUGAAAUUGCUACUGCUUGUGAACAAGACAUUCUUGCUCGUUCUAAAUCAUAUGAAAAUGUAAAGCCAAUUGAUUUACAGGGUCCAGGCGACUCGAUGAAUGCGUUUUAUGCUACCAUUGACAACAUGGAGUCGAUCAUGACAGACUCGAAAACCAUUCGUGAUGUGUUUCGAAAGGAAGCUGUAGAUGAAGUUGGGCGUGUAGCUGGACCUUGGGCAUUCUAUUGCGAAUUGUCGAGUAGUGAUGAAGAUGAGUACGAAGAUAUUGGAUCCAAUAUUGAAGAUUUACGCGAUGCAGAUAUGACGGAUGGUGCGAGUGGAGGAGCCGGUGAUAGUGCUGAGGAGGUUGAGUCGGAUAAUCAUGAAGUCACCGAUAUGGAUUUGGAUUGAUUGGGAGUUUUUGAAUUUUAUUCACCUUGUACCAUUACUAUUUUUUGCAACAACCUGCUAUAUAUUGCAGACAUUUGAUAUUUUUGGACGAGUACUGUUUUAUACAAUGGUUUUACUGUUUUAAUU
This is a messenger RNA of Batrachochytrium dendrobatidis JAM81, 1467 nucleotides long. RefSeq lists its product as uncharacterized. The record is from RefSeq and is a predicted model, not a curated record. Lineage: Eukaryota; Fungi; Chytridiomycota; Chytridiomycetes; Rhizophydiales. The transcript has 6 exons. The coding region runs from base 1 to 1341 and encodes 446 amino acids.